UCAAUUAGUCAAGAAACAAUAUAUGCAACUGUACAUGGUAUAGUUGUUAGUCAAAUAAAUGCAAGAGAAGGACAAGUAUACUUCCCAUUUAUUUACGCAUUAUUUAUUUUCAUUUUAGUAAAUAACUUAGUUGGAAUGGUACCCUAUAGUUUUGCUUCAACAAGCCAUUUUAUUUUAACAUUCUCACUUAGUUUCACUGUUGUUUUAGGUGCAACUAUUUUAGGAUUCCAAAAACAUGGUUUAAAAUUCUUCUCUUUAUUUGUUCCAGCCGGAUGUCCUUUAGCCUUAUUACCAUUACUAGUAUUGAUAGAAUUCAUAUCAUAUCUUGCUAGAAAUGUAUCUCUGGGAUUAAGACUUGCUGCAAAUAUCUUGAGUGGGCACAUGUUAUUAAAUAUUUUAAGUGGAUUUACUUACAAUAUUAUGACAUCUGGAAUAAUAUUCUUCUUCUUA
Aplosporella prunicola CBS 121167 is the source of this 450-nucleotide messenger RNA. RefSeq lists its product as uncharacterized. Lineage: Eukaryota; Fungi; Ascomycota; Dothideomycetes; Botryosphaeriales; Aplosporellaceae. The record is from RefSeq and is a predicted model, not a curated record. Gene Ontology annotation, molecular function: proton transmembrane transporter activity. The annotation marks the transcript as partial. Gene Ontology annotation, biological process: proton motive force-driven ATP synthesis. The transcript has a single exon.